CUGAAUUCUAGCCUUGCCCACUUGGCAAGACCUGUCAGAACUUCAAUUCCACUUGCUUGACCUUUGAGCAUCCAAGACCACCUCCCUGGCAUGGAAGAGGCCCAGGAUCUCUUCUAGUGUCAGCCUCUGCUCUUCAAAGCUCGCUCUCCAAGCAAAAGUCAAGACCACAUAUCCGAGCUGGCAUCUAAGAGAUUCCUGCACGGGAUUCCGCAUCUGACCAAACCACUCACAGAAUAUUUGAGCCACAAUGGACCUUGGAAGGCUUCUAGCUCAAAGUCUGGAUCCCCUUCCCAAGGUUAGGAGAGAAGAUCUCAGGGGGAAUCUGCAAAGGAGGGUAAGAUUGCUGGCUCUCCAGAAGCUUCGGGGCAGGGUGAAAGAGAAGGGAGUAAGCAGCCAGGAAAGACACCGAGAUCUCCAAGCACGAUGAAGCCCGUGAUACCUGGCCCUGCCCAUGACGCUGGCCCUGACCUGGCUCUCCUACCAUGCCCUCCUGCUGGGUGGCUGGAUGCGCUGGAUGCCAACUGCAGCGGGUUGCUGCUGCUGCUACGGGACCCGCUGUCGGACAGUUGGGGACCGCCGCUCUUGGACCCGGAGGGUCCCUACUGCAAUGCCACCACUGACCAGAUUGGGACGUGCUGGCCCCGCACUGUCGCCGGGACCUACGUGGAGAGACCCUGCCCCGAGUUCUUCAACGGAAUCAAGUACAACACCACGAGGAAUGCCUACCGAGAAUGCACAGGCAAUGGCACCUGGGCCUCGAGGAUCAACUACUCCCAGUGUGAGCCCAUCUUGAAUGACAAGAGGAAAUAUGACGUGCACUACAAGAUAGCGCUCAUCAUCAACUACCUGGGUCAUUGCGUGUCCAUGGGGGCCCUCCUCGCAGCGUUCCUGCUCUUCCUCGGCUUGCAGAGCAUCCGUUGCCUCCGGAAUAUCAUUCACUGGAACCUCAUCACGACUUUUAUCCUCCGGAACAUCCUCUGGUUCCUCCUGCAGCUGAUUGACCACACGGUCCAUGAGAACAAUGAGGCUUGGUGUCGAUGCAUCACCACCAUCUUCAACUACUUUGUGGUGACCAACUUCUUCUGGAUGUUUGUGGAAGGCUGCUACCUACACACAGCCAUUGUCAUGACCUACUCUACAGACAAGUUGAGGAAGUGGGUCUUCCUGUUCAUUGGAUGGUUCAUCCCCUGCCCCAUCAUUAUCGCCUGGGCCAUCGGCAAACUCUACUAUGAAGAUGAGCAGUGCUGGUUUGGCAAAGAGCCAGGGAACUAUGUUGACUACAUCUAUCAAGGCCCAGUGAUUCUGGUGCUCCUGAUCAAUUUUGUUUUCCUAUUCAACAUUGUUAGAAUUUUGAUGACGAAGCUUCGAGCAUCCACCACUUCAGAAACGAUGCAAUACAGGAAGGCAGUAAAGGCGACCCUGGUCCUCCUGCCCCUCCUGGGCAUCACCUACAUGCUCUUCUUUGUCAACCCUGGAGAUGAUGAUGUGUCCCAAAUUGUGUUCAUUUACUUCAAUUCCUUCCUGCAGUCCUUCCAGGGCUUCUUCGUUUCUGUGUUCUACUGCUUCCUGAAUGGAGAGGUCCGAGCAGCUGUGAGAAAGAGGUGGCGCAGGUGGCAGGAUCACCAUUCCCUCCGGGUCCGGGUUGCCCGGGCCAUGUCAAUCCCCACGUCCCCCACGAGGAUCAGCUUCCACAGCAUCAAGCAGACAGCCACUGUCUGAUGCUAUGCCCUUCCAAAAGGCUUACCCCCCCACACCUCCUCCUCCCUUUUCACCUCCAGAGAUGCUCCUCUUGCUUCCUCCUCUUUUCUUGGCCAGUUUGACAUGGGGGAACAGAGGAAAAAGGGGGUCUGGAUGGAUGACAUGGGAGGAGAGUCACAUCCAGGGAAGUGGGAGCAUGCAGUGGGGUUGCAGGAUGACAGGGAAUGGGUGGCCCAGACUUGGGACCAGCAGAUAGGAAGAGUGCAGGGGAAAAAACCUCAUUCAAACCCUCUGCCACACUUUUCAGAACUCUGGUCCUCUCAAUAUCCCCAUGAGAGAAAUAGCAGGUGAAUUAGUGAUAAGAAAUGGACGCCCCGAGUGUCAGAGUCAGAGAGGAAGGAAUGGGAGGGACUGCAGAAGACCCCUAGUCCAGGCCUGUCAUUUUACAGAUGGGGAAACUCAGGAGAGACGGUGAGUGCGGGUUAUCCAGACACUCAGCAAUGAAGCUAGGGCUAGUCCCCAGGUCUCUUGACAAGUAGUUUUUUCCACUGCAUCUCCAUGGGACGGCCCUCUCCCUCCUCAGCUGACAGAGAGCAGGAAUAGCAAAAGAGCCCAAUCUCUGCCCACGGCCCCAUCUCCUUCCUGCUGCUGUUGAGACCCACUGGUCAGUCCUUGUGUUUAGUGGAGAGAGAGGGAACAGGAACCACUUGGAUGGUGGAGGAGGGGCGUCAGCCUCGCAAACCAAUGUGUCUCUUCUGUGUAUAAGACCUAGAAGCCAGGGUCCUCGGGACCUCGGCUGGACCCUUCCCCUUCAGAAACAGUGUCUCUUGUGUCUCUGGAAUAAACCACCCCUGAAGCGUU
Messenger RNA from Dromiciops gliroides (monito del monte), 2559 nucleotides. RefSeq names its product corticotropin releasing hormone receptor 2 (gene CRHR2). Lineage: Eukaryota; Metazoa; Chordata; Mammalia; Microbiotheria; Microbiotheriidae. Gene Ontology annotation, cellular component: axon terminus; plasma membrane; dendrite. The transcript is spliced from 15 exons. Gene Ontology annotation, biological process: adenylate cyclase-modulating G protein-coupled receptor signaling pathway; long-term synaptic potentiation; cell surface receptor signaling pathway. The coding region runs from base 424 to 1719 and encodes 431 amino acids. Gene Ontology annotation, molecular function: G protein-coupled peptide receptor activity; corticotropin-releasing hormone receptor activity; peptide hormone binding. The record is from RefSeq and is a predicted model, not a curated record.